Molecule: messenger RNA, 2230 nt
Organism: Gadus macrocephalus (Pacific cod)
Lineage: Eukaryota; Metazoa; Chordata; Actinopteri; Gadiformes; Gadidae
Product: cytochrome P450 4B1
Exons: 12
Coding region: 71-1654 (527 amino acids)
Molecular function (GO): oxidoreductase activity, acting on paired donors, with incorporation or reduction of molecular oxygen; heme binding; iron ion binding
Source: RefSeq, a predicted model, not a curated record
UGGGAAAGGAGUAACGAGUGUCGCUGUCCCAGCCGCCGCUCCACAACACGCACAUUUUCUUCGCCUCGCGAUGGACUUUAUCAAUGUGUUCAUUGAUUCCAUGCCGUUUUCCAUAGAUUUGAGUUAUAUGGAGCGCGUCGUCAUAUUACUUUGCGUUGGUUUAUGCACUUUUAAAAUCACAUCACUUCUCAUCAAAAGAAGCAAUUUGGUGCGGCACCUUAAAGCUUUCCCUGGACCCCCAGCGCACUGGUUCUUCGGACAUGCAUUGGAGAUGAAACGCGACGGUACAGAAUUUGACAAGUCGGUGGCCUGGGGAGUGAGAUUCCCCUUUGCAUUCCCCGUUUGGUUUGGUCCGUUUCUAUCCAUCCUUAAUCUCCACCACCCGGACUACGUUAAGACCCUCCUUGCCUCGACAGAGCCAAAAGAUGAUAUUGCAUACAGAUUCAUUAAACCAUGGAUUGGAGACGGUUUGCUGGUGUCUUCAGGCCAGAAGUGGUUCAAUCACAGACGGCUUCUCACACCAGGAUUUCACUACAAAAUACUGAAGCCAUAUGUGAAGACGAUGGCAGACUGUAGCAGGCUGAUGUUGGACAAAUGGGAAGGUUACAGUCAAACCAACGAGUUCUUUGAGGUGUUUGGUCCUGUAAGCCUCAUGAGCCUGGACAACAUCAUGAGGUGUGCAUUCAGCAACAACAGCAACUGCCAGAACGAAGGAGAAACCAACACGUACAUCAAGGCGGUGUACGAGCUAAGUGACCUGGUCAACAUGCGCAUCAGGGUGUUCCCGUACCACAGCGACCUCAUCUUCUACCUCAGCCCUCAUGGCUUCCGCUUCCGCAGGGCUUGCCGCGUGACCCACCGCCACACAGAGGAAGUGAUAAGGAAGAGGAAGGAGGAACUGAUGGAGGAGGCCAAGUCAGAGCAAACCCAAGCCAAGAGGAAUCUGGACUUCUUGGACAUCCUCCUCUGUGCCAGGGAUGAGGACGAUAACGCCCUGUCAGACGAGGUCAUCCGGGCGGAGGUGGACACCUUCAUGUUCGAGGGCCACGACACCACGGCCAGCAGCAUCUCCUUCCUCAUGUACAGCCUGGCCAGCCACCCCCAGCACCAGAAGAUCUGCCGAGAGGAGAUCCUGCAGGUCCUGGGGGACAAGGAGACACUGGACUGGGACGAUCUUAGUAAGAUUCCUUACACCACCAUGUGUAUAAAAGAAUCGUUACGGCUUUACCCCGCUGUUCCUGGAAUAUCUCGGAAACUUACCAAGACCAUGACCUUCAUCGAUGGCAGAAGUAUGCCUGAAGGGAGUUAUAUUGGAGCAGGUUUAUAUUCUCAUCACAGGAACAGUACGAUCUGGGAGAACCCUAAGGUCUUUGACCCCCUGCGCUUCCUGCCAGAGAACGUUUCCAAGAGGCACCCCCACGCCUUCCUUCCCUUCUCCGCUGGACCCAGGAACUGCAUUGGUCAGAACUUUGCCAUGAACGAGAUGAAGGUGGUGAUAGCUCAUACGCUGAGGCGCUACCAGCUGAUGGCGGACCCCGCCAGACCCCCGAAGGUGGCCGCCCGACUGGUGCUCUGCGCUCUCAAUGGCAUUUACAUUAAGAUCAAACCACUGCAGCCAGGGGCCACUACACGUCUGUCCAUGAAGAUGCCUUGAAGAUAAAAUGAAUGUAUGAUAGAUACCUUACCUCUUAUUUGCACCAGUUUGAUGUACGUCAAAUUAAAUUAUUAAAUUAAAUCAAUCAUUCAAUCAAAAUAGAGUUCACUAGAACGUCCUCUAACUGAAUAGUUUGUGUGAUGCCGUUACAUUGCCUGCACUGAGAGGCAUACAAUUCAAAUCAAAACACAUGGCACAACUAUUUAAUGAAUGGAAUUAUAUUAAUAAUCGAAUAAACCCUAUAUCAAGGAUAUGACUGAAUGGGAUUUAACAGUUUAAAACCAUAAUGCUUAAUUGGAAGCGAGGGGAUUGAAACCUAAAUCAUAUUGGAAUAUCAAAUUUUCAUUCGAUUGAAUUGUUAUAACAUAGUAUAUAAUUUGAAAGUCCUCAGAAAAUAUUUACUUUUGUCAAUUUGGUUAAAACUUACUAAAAAUAUAAAUCAUUAGAUAACUUUGAAAACGUUUGUAUCUCUAGUUAACUGCCAUAUCGCCUCAUUCACUUGUAUUGUCAGGAAUGCGUUUGAAACAUUUCAAAGCAUAUGCACCACGAUACCAAAAAAUAAAUAUUGUAAUAUGA